GCGCGCCUUGCCGGUUAGGAGACAGACUGAAAAUAAAGACUAUGAUGAAGAAACUGACUUCAUUGUUACUCCCUGUAAGGAGGUUGUGGGCGGCGACUCUUACAUACUGUAAACAGCAGACAGUGAGGAGCUGCUGGCGGGCUAGUGGAACGCAACAGCUGGACUUUAUGGAGACCCGCUAUGAAGCGGUGUCCUCCCUUCUAAAGGCUCAUGGUUUCAGUUCAGCGUGCCGCCACCGCUGCUUUACCAAAACCGCACACAGAGAGGAUGUCAUAACGCCACUGUCAUUGUACAGCCCGAUAGCAAGAGAGUUCAGUUCGUCAGCAGCACUCCUGCAGUAUGGCUUAAGGAAAGUGGACAUCCCUCCACCCGAAUCCAGCAAGUUCUACUUUGAUACCCAUGCAGUUGUACGGCUUCUUGAAGACCAAGGAUUGUCCACUUCACAAGCUGAAGUAAUUGUCGCUUCUUUAAUUCAAAUUCUGAAGUCCUUUGUGGAAGUAGUGCACAAAGAUAUGGUGACCAAAGUCCAGCAGGAAAUUAUGCUUCAACAAGUAAUGUCUCAUAUAGCUUCUGCUAAAAAAGACAUGGUUAUCCUCGAGAAAAGUGAGUUCACAGCUCUGCGAGCAGAAAAUGAGAAAGUGAAGAUUGAACUUCAGCAGCUGAAGACACAGCUAGCAGACGAAAUGAAUAAAGUGCGUUCUGAUGCCAUCAUGGAUAUGAAUUUGGAAAAGAGCAGAGUCAAAGAAAUGUAUGCUGAACAUGAAAAGAAUCUUCUGGAAAGAAGAAGUGAAAUUGUUGAACUGCAUGCAGAACAGGACAAAGCUGUAACACAAACAAUCAGAAAAAUUGACACAGAAGUAGCAGGUCUGAAAACAAUGCUGGAAUCCCAUAAACUGGAUACGAUAAAAUACCUUGCAGGUUCCGUUUUCACUUGUUUGACUGUUGCACUCGGAUUCUACCGCCUUUGGAUUUAGGAGUCGUGAUGGGAUCCCGUGGCCGGUGGUGCCUCAAACAUACACCUUCCUGAUUUUGAUUUUAAAAGCUUUAACCUGAGUUAUGAUUGUAAAUGAUGUUAUGCUGCUGCCAUUUAUACUUACUGUUUGCCAGUAUUAUUUAUUUGCUGCCGAUGUGCACAUCUUCUCUGUCCAUUGAGUAACAGGAUUAACAAAAUACGUACAAACAUUUCAUUAGGUGGAAACGUCACCGUCAACCUUAACUACCAUUCCGUGCCUUAAAAAUUGUAGACUUUUUUCCCCAUCAGUCAUUAAUUACGGGCUUUUUGUGGCUGUGCUUUGUUAUUUUAUACAUUUUGUCUGAUUUUAAGAUUGCUAUUUAUAUUACAUUGUGCCUUGUGCCCAGUGGGCUGUGGAUCCGCUGUAACCCCGACUUGAGGAAUGUCUCAGUUUGUUACAGUAAAUGAAAAAUCUACUCCAAUAUGAAACAAAGUCUGCCCCCUGCUGGUGAGGACUUCUAAAUAACGAUCUGCACUGUGCUGCUCUGGUGGUUGUUAAUAAUUCUUUCCAUUUAUAUAGCGCUUUACAUAGUGAGUGGGGAGCCACCUCAACCCCUACUCAUGUGCAGCAUCCAAUUGGAUGAUGUGACGGUAGCCAUUUAUUUGAGUCCUACUGUAGUUCUGGUUUAAAAAAAUAAAUAAAUAAAUAAAAAUAAAAAAUGGUCCCUUGGGAAUUUGUGCAUUUUAUUUUUAUGCAACAAAGGAUCACAAGUGGGCUUAAUUUGGCUUUAUUUAAACAUCAAUAGAAUAAGACCGAUGUCAACUUGAAACCCAAUCCUUGCAAAGUGGUCUAAGUUAACCCUUUAAACUCGGCCCCAUUCUUUUGGACGCUGGCGGGACCGAACAAUAAUGCAAUUUGUUUUUAAUGGCAUAAAAUCUUUCAUUUUCUUAUUGUUAUAAUUCAAGUACAAUGUUUUUGCCUUUAAUUUAAUGUCAAAGUGAAAACUGAUCCCUGCACAUUGGUCUAAAUUCUAAUUCUAAAUAUAAAACACCGAAUAGAUGAUGGCACAAGUCAUCAGCCCCUUCAAGUGAGCAUUUAGAAGAUGCACGUUGGGCAGCCAUGACAGCCUUGAGUGUCCACAGGCCUCUUAUCUAUCAGCCUUGCACAUCUGACUCCCAAAAGCAGGCUCUGCCAGAGGUCAUGUGAUUGUGGGUGAACAGGCUUUAAUAUUAAUAAUACGUUUUAUUUCUAUAGCGCCUUUCCCACGCCCUAAUUCCUUUUUGCAAUCUUACCACAAAUUGUCAACUGGAUUUUGAGUACUGAAAAAAACGCUAUAUAAAUGUAAUGAAUUAUUAUUAUUAUUAUUAUUGCGACCUGCUGUCAUCGCUGUUUUGAAGCCGUUCUUUCACGUUAUGGUUGGACUCGUUGUCUCAUUAACUAACUGUUGGCAGGUAGCGUGAAGCCGUCUGGGAUCCAAGGGUAUUGUGAGUGGCAGAAAAUGAAAUCAAACAAUGGCACAAUAAAAGCAUGCUGAUGUUUAAACAAACAAACAAAAAGUUCCUUUUAUUCAUUCACAAGGAUAUUUGGUAAAGAAUAUACACAGUGACAAGAAAAAUUAUAUUCAAAAAUACUCUUAACUCACAUGAAUACAUACACGUGGGUAUCCCAAAUUCAAAACCACACACUAAAAGUGAAUCCACACUGUGUCACUGUCUUACCCACCGAAAAGUGGGGAACAAAUAACAGCCCUUCAAUUACAGAAGAGACAAAUAUCUAAAUUAAUAAAACUCCUGCGUAACACUUAGAGAGUCUAGCUUGGCCCAUAGGAGCAUCUCUACAGCAGCCAAUCACUGAGCCGCCCCACUGCUAAUACUCUACUGGCUUCUGCUCUCCUCAGUAGAUCCAUCCAUCAUUACUUACUUCUUCUUCUUUUGUCUUUUUAUGGCAGUUGGCAGACCCACUUAUGGUGCAUUUACUGCCACCUACUGGACUAGUGUGGUGUAGAAUAUAAUUAUGCAAUUAUUGCAUUGCAUUGCAUUAAAAAGUUGCAUAGUUAGA
This is a messenger RNA of Erpetoichthys calabaricus (reedfish), 3011 nucleotides long. It is a transcript of the gene mcur1, whose product is annotated as mitochondrial calcium uniporter regulator 1. The transcript has 9 exons. Lineage: Eukaryota; Metazoa; Chordata; Cladistia; Polypteriformes; Polypteridae. Gene Ontology annotation, biological process: calcium import into the mitochondrion; positive regulation of mitochondrial calcium ion concentration. Bases 42 to 974 code for a protein of 310 amino acids. The record is from RefSeq and is a predicted model, not a curated record. Gene Ontology annotation, cellular component: mitochondrion; mitochondrial inner membrane.